GAUGGAUAGUGUCUCAGACGACUUAACUGCAGCGGUGCAGAGUAUCGGCUCUUUUUUUCAACAAUUUAUUAACCUGCUUCGGCUAGACAACGCGCAAUGCGAUUUAUCUUCGCGGCCGUAUAAACAAUGCUGGAAAUAGAUAUAUGAAUUGCGGUAGUGCGGCAUUAAUGUGGAGCGUAUAUGGGAUCGGAUUGAUGCGCGUGACGAGGGUAUAAUGGUUGAAUGUCCGCGUCGUGAAGUCAUUGUGUGCGCAGCUGAGCUUGCGUGAGAUGUAUAUAGGAUCAUGUUUAAUCUCAUCAUCAGAAAAAUGUUUUACUUUUCAGACCAUCGUUAUUGGUUCAUGAUUUUCUUGAGGAUUAAAUGAUUAUUUAAUCAUGGCAUUGGCAAUUCAAGGCCUACAUGAGUGCUGUGCUUGCAUUAUUUUUGCGACGUUAACAAAUUUGAAUAUUCGAUCUAUGUAAACAUACUUAUAUCGGAUGAUUUUAUCAUGUCAUGUCUUGUCAAAAUGGAAAAGCUGCAGUCUCUGUAUAAAAUGUGAUAUCUUGAUUUAAUGUACAUACUUGGAUUCCCGUUUAAUACACAGUAGUAUAUAAGGCGAGAUUGUACGGACGCGCAACAAAUGUAUUGACGCAUAAAUUAUCAUUACACAAAACAGAUAUAGAUUUUGUCUAUUUCUAUUAUAGUUUGUUCACUCUGCCACAGGGCGCAUCAUUCAAAAGCACAUUAUAUUUAGUGCAAUGCAUAUUACACACACACACACACACACACACACACACACGCAUACAUACAUACAUACACACACAUAUAUAUAUAUAUAUAUAUAAUUAUGUUUCUUUAAAUUUCCAUCCAAAGCUGCAGACAAAGAUUCUGUAUAUAUCAUCAUUUUUUAUCCAAAAUUUCAACGACGGUAUCGUGCAGCUUUUGAAAAAUAAAUUCGAUAUGCAUCAACAACUAAAAUAUUUCUUUGAAAUAUAAUUCGCUUGGAUUACAGACGAUAUAUUAUACACGUUUAAUUUUCUUACAUUCUACAUAAAUGCAUGUCAUUGAAAUAACCGCUCUAAACGUAUACAUAGUAUGCGGAAAAUGUCAGCGCACCAUUAUUCGCGUCAUAAUAUCUUUAACAACUUUCCAGAAAAAGAAGUGUCUCGAUAACUCGCUCGGUUAUCGUUUCUGCAUAUUAUUUUUCUGCGAUAACGCACUGGCCGCGCGCGGGACACAUCAUAUACGAAGCGCAAAAAAAGAACAAAGAGCGAGAAAAUUGUUAUCAGUCCGACGCCCGGAAAAAUCCCGCCAGCACACAUCCUCCUUUGCAUAUAUUUAUAUACUUAUUUACUCGCCACGCGACUAACUGGACCGCCGAGCAAACACAGAAGUUAUCCCACCCAUAUAGAUAUAUACUUAUAUGCUUAUGUAUGUUCAUAUUCUCCGCACACACAGGUAGAAUGUCAACAAGCCCGCUGCAGUAGUAACAGCCGGUUCGGAUCGAACAUCAACAAAGCGCAGACGACGCCCUGCAGGCUAAGAUUAGGUUGGGCUGCACAUCAGGCCAUCAGCUGCUGGAGCCAAGAGCAGCGAGGUUAUGUUCGGUUCUGCUGCUAUAAUUAUAUAGGAUUUCUCUCUCCGGGUGUAUGUUAUGUACACAUUUUGCGCGACGCGCAUGUGGUCAUGCGACUUUCCAAGUCUGCGCCGACGACGACGAGGAAGAGAUGGAGGGGAACGCGGAUCGAUCGGCUUAUACUGGUAUACGCCGUACGGCUGGAAGUAAGUACUGCUCUCGUACUUUCAUGCGGCUGAGUAAAAGGUAAUACACAGCCCCAUUCCUGCUAAGCUUUGUCAUCGGCAUCGGUACAUGUGAUUUGAUGCACAACACACAGUGGGAGGGAGAGGAGUGAAUGGCACCUUCUUCAAUUCCUAUAAUGGAACCAAGGCUGGUAGACUGUGCUGAGGAAUCAUACGUUAUCAGGAAUAUACUACUCUACACCUUGCAGAUAAGAGUUCAUUUGAUCAGUAACACUCCUGCUGUUGUGUGCUGAGAUUUUAAGAUGGGUAUCGAGCCAACAGCACUUGAGCCACAUUUUGAUAUUUUCAUCAACGAGAAUGAAAUAAUUAGUGGUGCUAAAGAAAUUGUAAAACGCUUGAGGCCUUCAUGGUCCAGUGAGCAAUUGUCACACAAGUUUUUCACCAAUGGCAUUUCCAAUAAACUGGUGGGAAUUUGGCAUGGAGAUGCUUACAAUAAAAUGGUACUAAUUAGGGUAUAUGGAUACAAAACGGAUCUUUUAAUUGAUAGAAAAGCAGAGAUCAGAAACAUAAGGAUAUUGCACAGUGCAGGACACACACAUUCCCUUUAUGCUACUUUUAAUAAUGGCCUUGCUUAUGAGUUUCUUGAAGGUGAUACGCUGACAGUAGAUACUAUUAGGAAACCAGAAGUAUAUAAAUUAGUGGCCAAACGCAUGGCCGAGAUGCAUUUAUUAAGGCCAUCAUCCCAUGAAUUGAAUCAAGAUGAGCCUAUGAUUUGGCAUAAAACUGAGAAAUUUAUGCGCAUUAUGCCAACCAAUUUUGCCAAUCAAGAUAAACAAAUGAAAUUUGAAAAAUUGAUUAAGCCUCACUCCACUUUGUUACAUGAGUAUCAAAUGUUAAAAGAAAAUCUUUCUAAAAUUAAUUCUCCUGUAGUAUUCUGUCAUAAUGACUUACUACUGGGAAAUAUAUUGCAUAAACGUGAAGAGAAGAAAGUGACUUUCAUAGAUUUUGAAUAUGCAGAAUUUAAUUAUCAAGCAUUUGACAUAGCAAAUCAUUUUGCAGAGUUUGCUGGAGUAGACGAUCCAGAUUAUUCCUUGUAUCCUGAUGAAGAUUUACAAAAGUCGUGGUUAAGGAUUUACCUUGAAAAUUAUAGAAAUACUACUGAGAUAUCAGAAGAAGAUAUCAUAGAAUUAUUCAAACAUGUCAACCAGUUUGUACUUAUGACGCACUUCUUUUGGGGCUGUUGGGCUCUUAUACAAAGUCAAUAUUCACUCAUCGACUUUGACUUUUUAGAGUACGCUGCUCUACGGUUUAAUGAAUAUUUUAGAAGAAAACAGUUGGUUUACUCAACUGAAAAUGGUAUUAGAAAUGUUUAAAAACCUUACACUAUAUUUUCAAAUUCGAAUCUUCCUUCGCCAAAGAUCUAUUGUAUUUUGUACAAAACGCAGUAGACAAUAAUUAUUUUUAUCAGGGUGCUAAAACGCGCAGGCGCGCUACAAGAGAAGAAUUGAUAAAAAUAUUUUGGAAGGUAUUUUGUAAAUAAAAGAGAAGUGAUGUGAUAGCUGUACCUGCAAUAUAAAAAAGUCAACAAAUUCUUCUAGUGUAAAAAUGUAUUAUAAUAUUAUUGCUGUAUCUGUUAUCUGCGUUUGUUAUUGGCAAGCAAUACAUACUUUUAUCUCUGAGUCAAGAAAUUAUAUGAAUUUUCUAUCAUGAUACUUUUUUUACUAUACCAAGGAAAUGUAAAGUGAUGAAUGUUAGUCUAUUUUCUAAAUACAGUUUUGAUUCUGUCAUUUUACGUAAACUUAUGUUCAAAGGCGCAAUACUCAAUUUUAAAAAAUGCUUUGAUGAAGAUAAAAUGUUAAAUUAUAUACUGAAAAGAUUAUAUUAUGUACAAACUGCUAAUAUUCUAUUCAUUGACGUUAAUGAAAAAAGUUGUGAAAUAAUAUAUGUCUACACGAGAUAAGCCGUUUUUUAAAAUGUACAUGUCGAUUUCUGUGUCAGUUAUUAAAAUAUUUAUUUUUCACGAAAAAAAA
This is a messenger RNA of Nasonia vitripennis (jewel wasp), 3770 nucleotides long. RefSeq names its product ethanolamine kinase 1 (gene eas). Gene Ontology annotation, molecular function: ethanolamine kinase activity. Lineage: Eukaryota; Metazoa; Arthropoda; Insecta; Hymenoptera; Pteromalidae. The record is from RefSeq and is a predicted model, not a curated record. Bases 2043 to 3113 code for a protein of 356 amino acids. Gene Ontology annotation, cellular component: cytoplasm. The transcript has 9 exons. Gene Ontology annotation, biological process: phosphatidylethanolamine biosynthetic process.